Prunus persica (peach) is the source of this 864-nucleotide messenger RNA. RefSeq lists its product as uncharacterized. The coding region runs from base 1 to 864 and encodes 287 amino acids. NCBI's taxonomy places the organism in Eukaryota, Viridiplantae, Streptophyta, Magnoliopsida, Rosales, Rosaceae. The transcript has a single exon. The record is from RefSeq and is a predicted model, not a curated record.
AUGGCUGGGUCAGGAGGGAGUGAUCUCAGAGCUCCAAUAUUCAAUGGGGACAACUAUGAAUUUUGGAAGAUUCGAAUGAGAACGAUUUUCAAAUCUCAUGGAAUCUGGGAUUUAGUUGAAAAUGGGCUUAAAAUUCCAGAUUCAAAGGGGAAGAAUGUGGAUGAUGCUGGGUCAUCGGAUUCUGAGAAGGAAGCUCUGUUAAUGAAGGAUGCUAAGGCACUUGGGAUUAUCCAAGGGGCUGUCUCAGAAGACAUUUUUCCAAGGAUUUCGAAUGAAGAAACCUCAAAGGGUGCAUGGGAUAUUUUACAUCAGGAAUUUCAUGGUGAUAAGCAGGUCAGAUCUAUCAAAUUGCAGGGUUUGCGUCGUGAUUUUGAGUAUACAAGGAUGAGGGAUGAUGAGACCUUGUCUGGAUACCUCACUCGCCUACUUGAGCUUGUGAAUCAGAUGAAGGGAUAUGGGGAAGACCUAUCCAAAGGAAGGUUAGUUCAAAAACUGCUUAUAAGUCUGACUAAGGAGUUUGAUCCUGUCUGUUAUGUAAUUGAACAAACUAAGGAUAUUGAAAUGAUUGAGGUGCAAGAGGUGAUUGCUGCAUUGAGGGGUUUUGCUCAGCGCCUUGAUAGGCAUGCUGAGAACACCACUGAGAAGGCCUUCAGCAGCAUGAGCAUAAAUCAAAAGGGAUCUCAAUCCAACUCUGGUUUUGGUAAUAAUAAAUCAAAAAAGAGCUGGAAAUCGAAGGGUAAGAAAUGGGAUUCAAAACCUCAAAAUAGUGGCAACCAAGGAGGAAAGCAUGAACCAGGGGAAAAAUCAGAUCAAGCAAAAGGGAAAUGCAAGCACUGUGAUAAGCUUCACUAUGGAGAAUGCUAG